Molecule: messenger RNA, 1278 nt
Organism: Aspergillus terreus NIH2624
Lineage: Eukaryota; Fungi; Ascomycota; Eurotiomycetes; Eurotiales; Aspergillaceae
Product: NADH:flavin oxidoreductase/NADH oxidase
Exons: 2
Coding region: 1-1278 (425 amino acids)
Cellular component (GO): intracellular anatomical structure
Molecular function (GO): NADPH dehydrogenase activity; FMN binding; NADP binding
Source: RefSeq, a predicted model, not a curated record
AUGCCGUCUGCUAAAUUCCCUGACAUCGAGAAUAAACCCGCCCCGGGCAUCUCCUACUUCACUCCGGCCCAAAACCCCCCCGCGGGAACUGCUGCAAACCCGCAGUCAGACGGGUCAACCCCUCCAAAACUGUUCCAGCCUCUUUCAAUUCGAGAUUUCAACCCUCUAAUACAUCUCGAUGGACAGGUCUCGCCAAUGUGCCAGUAUUCCGGUGAUGAUGGCCAUAUGACAUCCUGGCACAUGGCCCACUUGGGUGGAAUCGCGCAGCGUGGACCCGGCUUCCUUAUGGUGGAAGCGACCGCCGUGGAACCCGAAGGGCGCAUCACCCCGCAGGACCUAGGGCUGUGGAAAGACUCGCAGAUCGAACCGCUGCGCCACGUAAUCGAAUUUGUGCACAGCCAGAACCAGAAGAUCGGCGUGCAGAUUGCGCACGCCGGCCGCAAGGCCAGCACGGUCGCUCCGUGGUUGUCGUUUAACGACGCCGCCAGCGAGAAAGUUGGCGGCUGGCCGGAUCGUGUGAAAGGACCAUCCAACGUUCCCUUCUCGGACAACGUCCCGACUCCCAAGUCGAUGUCCAAGGAGGACAUUGAGAACUUCAAAGCCGCCUGGGUGGCCGCCGUGAAGCGGGCCGUGAAGGCCGGCGCGGAUUUUGUCGAAAUUCACAAUGCCCACGGAUACCUCCUUAUGUCGUUCCUCUCUCCGGCGGUCAACCUCCGGACGGACGAGUACGGCGGGAGCUUCGAGAAUCGGAUUCGUCUGAGUAUGGAGGUUGCGAAGCUGACGCGCGAGGCGGUGCCGAAGGAUAUGCCCGUGUUCUUGCGCGUGUCGGCGACUGACUGGCUGGAGGAGUCCAUGCCUGACCAGCCUAGCUGGCGUGUGGAGGACACGGUUCGGUUUGCGCAGGCGUUGGCGGAAAGUGGCAAUAUUGAUCUGCUGGAUGUCAGCAGUGGCGGUACGCAUGCGGCGCAGCACAUCCAUGCGAAGCCCGGAUUUCAGGCGCCGUUUGCUAUCGCAGUGAAGAAGGCUGUCGGAGACAAGCUGGCCGUCGGGACUGUCGGCAUGAUCGACUCGGCUCACAUGGCAAACUCGUUGCUUGAGAAGGAUGGCCUCGAUAUGGUUCUGGUAGGUCGCGGGUUCCAGAAAAACCCCAGCCUCGUUUGGACAUGGGCGGAGGAGCUCAAUCUCGAGUUAUCUAUGGCAAACCAAAUCCGCUGGGGCUUUUCGAAACGGGGUGGUGGGCCUUACCUGCCCAAGAAGAGACAAGAAUUAGGGCAGUGA